This is a messenger RNA of Drepanopeziza brunnea f. sp. 'multigermtubi' MB_m1, 798 nucleotides long. RefSeq lists its product as uncharacterized. Gene Ontology annotation, biological process: mitochondrial protein processing; mitochondrial proton-transporting ATP synthase complex assembly. NCBI's taxonomy places the organism in Eukaryota, Fungi, Ascomycota, Leotiomycetes, Helotiales, Drepanopezizaceae. The record is from RefSeq and is a predicted model, not a curated record. Gene Ontology annotation, molecular function: metalloendopeptidase activity.
AUGGCAGAUUCCGCCUCCUCCUUCUCCUCCUCCUCCUCCUCGCCCUCUACCCCCCCAACAAACACCGCCGCACCACUACCCCCGACCCCCAAUUUCACCGACGACAACGACCCCUCAACAACCGGCUACGACCCUUCCGCCCGCUGGUCCAACUACUGGAAUAUCCUCACAGGGCGCAUGACGCCCGCCGGGCAGCACGCCUUCCGCGAAGCCGCCUACGUGCGCAACGAGGCGCGCGACUGCGCGCGCAGCACCGAGUGGCGGGACUGGUGCUUCCAAUACUCGCCGACCGUCACCUUCCUGCGGGAAAAGAUCCGCGACCUGAACGGCGACAUCGGCCCCGAUAACGUCCUGUGCCGCCGGUGCCCGACGCGCCGCGACGAGAAGACCGGCCGCUGGGUCCGCCAGGGCGGCGGCUUCAGCCCCGAGCACGGAAUCCUGAUCUGUGCCAAUGAGAUGCGCGACCGCAAGCACCUGGAGGAUACGCUGGCGCAUGAGAUGGUGCAUGCCUGGGAUCACUUGCGGUGGAGGGUGGACUGGGCGGAUUUGAGGCAUGCGGCUUGUACCGAGAUAAGGGCAAGCAGUUUGAGCGGGGAGUGUCGGUGGAUGCGGGAGUUUUGGACGAGGAGCCAUUGGAAGCUCACGCAGCAGCAUCAGAACUGCGUUCGCGCGAGGGCGGUGCAGUCGGUGAUGAACAGGCCGGCCUGCAAGGACGACGUACAGGCCGUCAAGGUCGUCAACGAGGUGUGGGACUCGUGCUUCGCGGACACGCGACCGUUCGAUGGGAUUUACAGGUAG